AUGCAAGUAUCAGCAUGCAAUUUGUGGUGCAUGUCAAUGCCAACACAGAGAAUCACCGCUCUCAGUCGCCGUGAAAUUUGCAUAUCCUCCUCUCUUUGCUCCAACUCCCCAAACGACGCCGUUCCUCCCCAAUCCAUUCCCAUUUCAAGGAUAGUUCAAGAUCAAUCUCAGGAUUCUGAUGCUAUGCUGAAAAGGACUUUUGUGUCACCAACGAGACGCGUGUUAAUGGCGAGUUUGUCUUUGUAUUCUUGUUUCUGUUCUUCAAGGUACUUCUCAGCGCUAGCAUUGGGAGAUACAUCGGUAACACUUGAAGAAGUGACCCCUCCUGUGUUUUCUUCUGGUCCACUCUUUCCUGCCGAGGACCGAAUUGUUCAACUAUUUGAAACCAACACAUAUUCUGUUGUUAACAUCUUUGACGUGACAUUGCGUCCUCAACUUAAUGUGACUGGUGUAGUUGAGAUUCCUGAAGGAAAUGGCUCUGGAGUAGUUUGGGAUAAAGAGGGACACAUUGUGACAAAUUAUCAUGUGAUCGGCAAUGCCCUUUCGAGAAAUCCAAGCCCUGGUGAGGUUGUUGCGCGAAUCAAUAUUCUAGCCUCGGAAGGAGUACAAAAGAAUUUUGAAGGUAUACUCAUCGGAGCUGACCGUUUAAAGGAUCUAGCUGUCUUGAAGGUAGAAGCUCCUAAAGAUAUUUUAAAGCCUAUCAUGGUGGGGGAGUCGUCGUUUUUAAAAGUCGGGCAACAAUGUUUGGCCAUUGGGAAUCCAUUUGGCUUUGAUCACACCCUCACGGUCGGGGUUAUCAGUGGUCUUGAUCGAGACAUCUUUAGUAAAACUGGUGUAACAAUUGGUGGUGGUAUUCAAACUGAUGCAGCUAUAAAUCCCGGAAACAGUGGAGGUCCGCUUCUAAAUUCGAAAGGAAGCUUAAUCGGGAUCAAUGCUGCAAUAUUUACUCAGACAGGAACUUCAGCUGGUGUAGGAUUUGCCAUUCCAUCCUCAACCGUGCGUCGAAUCGUUCCUCAGUUGAUUCAGUUUGGAAAAGUUGCUAGAGCUGGUUUGAAUGUGGAUAUUGCUCCAGACUUGAUUGCGAAUCAACUUAAUGUUCGAAAUGGAGCUCUUAUUCUUCAGGUUCCGAAAAACAGUCUCGCCGCCAAAGUGGGGCUAAAUCCCACUACAAGGGGCUUUGCUGGUAAUAUUGUCCUUGGAGAUAUCAUCAUUGCAGUUGACAAUAAACCUGUGAAGAGCAAAGCAGAGUUGUUGAAAGUAUUGGAUGAAUAUAAUGUAGGAGAUAAAGUAAUGUUUCUAAUUCAAAGGGGUGAUGAAAAGAUGGAGCUCCCUCUAGUACUUGAGGAACAAAGUUCUUGA
Lathyrus sativus (Indian pea) is the source of this 1359-nucleotide messenger RNA. The record is from the annotation of a GenBank genome assembly. NCBI's taxonomy places the organism in Eukaryota, Viridiplantae, Streptophyta, Magnoliopsida, Fabales, Fabaceae.